Molecule: messenger RNA, 1539 nt
Organism: Clonostachys rhizophaga
Lineage: Eukaryota; Fungi; Ascomycota; Sordariomycetes; Hypocreales; Bionectriaceae
Source: the annotation of a GenBank genome assembly
AUGGCAUCCCCUGGAGAUAUCCCAAAUCCCGUUGAGACCACUACGAAAGGGAUCGGAGGCCACAAAAAUGCCGAAUUCGCGACCAAAGUCAUUGAGAUCUUGAAUGGCGCCGGUUAUCAGAAGCACAUCGCUCUCGUUCUCAAUGAAGGCGUCACCGACUACUGGCUCCCCAUUCCCAAACGCACUAUAAUGCCCGCGAAGCUUCUUGAUUAUAUCACAUUCGAAGCCUUCAAGAAUGCCCAGUCGCCAGUCCUUGAAAAGUCGUAUGAGCUCAAUCGAUCUCACAUUCCCCUUGACGCCCAAGCCACGUAUGAGUGGAAUGGGGUGAGAUACCCCAAGAGUCUCAUAUACAAGAGAUACCUUGGUGAGGGCGGGGCAGGUAUUGUAGUAGAGAUGCAGGUAGCUGGUGGAACAACUUACGCGGUGAAGCGAAUCCCUCGAAAAGCCGGAUACCACGAAGCCAAGAGUCAGCUGAGAUCCAUCAAGCAGGAAAUUGAAAAUCUCAAGAAGAUCAACCACACGCACUGCAUCAAAUUUUUGGGCAGCUACGGCGAUGUCGAGGACAUUGGGGUCGUCAUGGACCCGGUCGCAGACUGUAACCUGGACAGUUUUUUAAGCACGUUUAAUCGCAGUGAGCCGAAUAGUGGCAUGGUGCUGGCAAGCUUCUUCGGUUGUCUUGCGAAUGCCCUCGUGUAUCUCCACAAGGAGGUCAACAUUCGACAUAAAGAUAUCAAGCCGGAGAACAUCUUGGUCAAGAAAGACAGGGUCAUACUUACCGACUUUGGCAUCUCGCUGGACUGGAGUGAGCAGGGCCACUCGACCACUCAAGAGGAGGCAAACCGAAGCCCCAAGUACUGCGCCCCAGAGGCAUAUAUCCUAGGCCAACCCCGAAAUCAAAGGUCGGAUAUUUGGUCUCUGGGUUGCGUUUUUCUUGAAAUGAGCGCGGUGCUCCACGGAUUCUCUUCUGGUUACGUGACGACGAUACUGAAACGUCACGGCUGCCUUUACUUUCGAGAGUGUCCGGGGGGGAUCCUAGAUGCCAUCUCGGAAGUGAGAGAGCAGGGCGCAUCGGAGAACAAUGGCUCCCUGGAGCUGGAGUGGAUUGAGCAGAUGUUACGACUGGAGAACAAUAAACGCUGGUAUUCCGAGGACCUCCAGCAGGCGAUAUCACAGAGUAGGAGCGAGCCUCCGUUCUGCGGGAUAUGCUGCAAUAGGGCUUGGCCCGGCGCACUGAGAACGGAGCCAGCUCAACUACACGACAGCAAACUUAAGAAAUGGCAUAGUGUCACAGUGAUACGGGACAACAGCGUUUCUGGUGGAUGGAUCUCCAAACGGUUGGUCGACCUGUACCAAUUGGAGACCCAUCAAAUGAAGCAACGGGAGAUACUAAACGUGGGAGGGCACCAGUUUGAAACGGACAAAAAAGCUGACGUCACUUUUGUUCCGGACACAACAAACCACGCUGAGAAGGCGAAUUGCCGGGUCAUCACAUCAGCCCCAUUUGACCUGCUAAUUGGCAACACCAACCUUAGGAGCUAA